This is a messenger RNA of Caenorhabditis sp. 36 PRJEB53466, 3834 nucleotides long. The record is from the annotation of a GenBank genome assembly. Lineage: Eukaryota; Metazoa; Nematoda; Chromadorea; Rhabditida; Rhabditidae.
AUGGCAACCAAUCCAAGACGUGGCCUUCUCAUUGUUUUCGAAGGUUUCUCCAUUGUUUUUCCAUUUGUUCACAAAGUUUUUGUAAUAGGACUCGAUCGAUCGGGAAAAUCGACACAAGCUCGGCGGUUGGUCGAAACGCUCAAUAAAGGCGCCGGAGAUGGCCAGACAACCGCCGUUUUGCAAGCUUUUCCAGGUAAAUUUGCGUAAUGGAGAUUGUCCCAUAAUUUCCACGUCAAAAACAGUUCAAACCAUCAACUUUUGCCUAAAAAGCCGAGAAACGCUCAUUUUCGUGAAAAUCGUCAAGAAACGUAAAUUUUGCCCAGAAAUCCGACCGGCAACUUCUAGGCCACCUCUUCCAGACCGCUCAUCGCCAAUCGGAAAGCUAAUCGAUCAGUAUCUGAAGAAGGAGAUCGAUUUGGACGAGCACUCGCUGCACCUCAUGUUCUCCGCCGAUCGCUUCCUCAAGGUCCGUGAUUCUAGGCCACCGACGCCCGGAAUCCUAGUCCAUUUCCAGAAUCAAACGAUUCGCGAGCACAUUGCGAACGGAAUCGACGUGGUUUGCGACCGGUACUGCUACAGUGGAGUCGCCUAUUCGCUCGCCAAAGGUACAGUCGUUUUACACAUCGAAUUCACUAAAAAACGUUUUCCCAGUUGAAUUUCUAGUAGUUGCACGAUUUAAUCGAGAAAAAAGUCUCACUUGGGAAAAAGUAUAGAAAACAGAACAUAUUUCUAAGGAGACCUCUCUUUCGACCGAACAAAGUCGUAAACUCUGCACAUUUUGAUCAAUUUUCACUGAAACUUCACUGGCGUGAAUCCCUUGUUGAAAUCCUUGACAUUGCCAACCCGAUUUCUGUCGCUUCCGCACGGUUGACCCUUAUUGUCACUAGCGUCCUAAUUGUCUUUCGACUGAAGAAGAUGUGCCCUUCCUGCUGUAACAGGUGCGCGACAAGCUAAUGAAUGCGCAGGAAGUCGGCCACCGUUCAAAUCGGAUGCGUUUUGAGCCCGACAAUGGGUCUGAGCUCGAAAAUCCCUCGUGUGCACACAAAAAGACGAAGAAGAAGAAUAAAGAUGAUGAUGAUGGGCAGGAAGUUGUUAUACAAUAGAAAAGAGACAUUUGUGGACGAGGAGGGGGGAAACUAACUAUUUGGGAGCACAAGAUGACAACGGAAAGAGAAGAAGAAGAAGAAGAAGAAGAAGAGGAGAAGCUCUUUUUGAGUGAGCACUACCUUCCGGUGGACGCCAAAGGAUCACUGUAGUUCGGUUGCAAAAUAGCCAAUCCUAAUGAUUUCCAGUUGCCUAAAUCACGUUCCGAGCUUGUUUCUAUAGAAAAGUACAGCUCAGUCUGGAUUGUAGUUGCGAAACGUCUAUUCCGUCUAGAGCACAUGAUAUCUCAAGAUUCCGUGGAACAGUAUUGGUUGCAAACUGUCCAAUUCUUCGUCUAGAUUAAGUUUCCCUUGUUUCGGUUGCAAAGUGUCCACCCCCUAUAGGUCCCUAUCCCUGAAUUCUCAUCGGAUGUGUUGGCAUGUUGAUUCGCCAGGGUGCUCACCCAUCGAUCAUUUUGGCGCGUUCUUACCGUGUUUGUCGAACCAAUAAUAUUCCCCCCGAGGAGGUGAUAACCUGUCGGCUUUCCGCGACACAGAAAACAAACUCACUGAGAGGGGUUAAUCUGCGACGCCGCCAAAGUGAUUAGCAUUAGGCAAGUGGCCGGCGGCACGUGUCGAGUGCUUACUGUACUGCUUACAGUUGCCAAAAGAUGGACACUUUGCAACCAGGACGAUUCUCCUUCCAAUACCUAGAACAUAUUGAGCAGCUAACGAACCAGCACUUAAUUAGGAUGCUCACCCCGGUUUUCUCCGGUAAAUCCCUAAUACGUGCGUACCCGCUCAUCAAAGGAACAAUUGACAUUCGCAACAUUCAGCCUCCCGUUUCGGAGCCGUAAACGGAGCCAGAUGCGGAACCUAUUAUGAUGACGUUUACGGGAUAUUAGGAUGUCCGGUCGCGCGCGCGGCUCUCUUUCUCAGAUGCCGAAAUGUGCGCGCGUGCUCCGCAGAAUGGCGGCUAAUUAAACUUGUUGCAAGCAGAAGAAGCCGGCUGUCUCUGUCUCUCUGAAUGCGUGGGCAAAGGAGGCAGGUAGAAGAUAUAUGGAGACGACCAGUAAUAAUUAUCGUCUUCCGUGAGCCGCCCGCCCGCCGUCGCUCUUUGUUUGCUCUUUUUCGGAUCAUAUUGCCCUGGCUCAUCAGGAAUUCUCUGAAAUUCAUCGGAAGAUUGGAAAUGUACAGUUUUUGCCACUUUAAAAGAUAAAAAAAGAUGGACAGUUUGAACUUUUCGGUACCUGAACGCUUGUUUUUCUCAUGCACCUCACCAGAUCUCUGGCUACUGUAUACGUUGAGAGCGCACAAACCAGCACCCCUCGCGGAUUAGGAGGUCAUUACCGGUUAAUGAUGCUCUCAUUGCGUCAUUAUUGACAGAUGUAUGAGCAUUUUGCAUAUAGAAGAGGUGCCUAGGUGCAAAGUGUGGGAAAUCGAGGUGGAUACAGUACUAUGUGAUCGAAAUUGUGGCAGAAAGCAUCAGGAAACCUCUGGAAUGCUGACUUUCGCAAAAUUGAGCUGUUUGAACACUUCUGGUUGUCAGAUAAGUUCGGAAAAACCUAACGAAAGACCCCCUGAACUUCAGAACCGUCACGAAACGCCCCCUGCACCCAAGAUGCGCCCAAAGUGCCUUCUUAUGACACUGUUAUUAUCGUCCAUGUGCUCAACCACAUUACCUUCUUCUUCUGGGAGCACACACAAAUACAUACGGGAGACUGUUUGUCGAGAGAAUAGAUUGACAGUGCCUUCCGAGAAGAGAGAUCCCAUUCAACACAGUGUCUUCUCACUCGCGCACACGGCGCUUUUUGCUCCGGCGCUGUUUGCUCUCCCCCCCACUGGACGAGGAGCCAUGAAAGGCGACAGGAAACGGGACGAAGUCGUUUCCGACGACGACGAUGCGUUUUGUUUGAAUGAGAGAGAUGUUUGAGAGCAGCAGUGCACUUAGGCAACCACAAACACGUGUUUCGUUACUUUUCUACGGCAAAAACUGGAAGAGAAAGGAAGGAAUUUCGCUUUUUGACACUUUUUAGUGGGCACAUGAUAUCAUAUUCAUUUUUGAUGAUAUCAUUAGAAAAAGCGGCUUAUUUUGAGCGGAAAUGAAAAAAUUAAAGUGGAGAUCUGAAAAGCUUUGGACUUUCUUCGAUUUUGACUUUCUUGAGCCUGCCAACUCAUUUUAAAGCCAAAUAUGAGUCUGCAAACUUUUUUGCCUAGAAAAUAGGCCUGGAUAAGGAUCCUAACUGGAUUUGAGCAGUAGUUUCAAAAGAUUCAGCGGGUUUGAAUCAGAUUUUGCAAAAAAAUUCCAAAAAAACUUUAAGAACCCCCACUCUGAUAUCAUUGGUUUCCAAAUGUCAAGUGAGUUCAUUCUUCCUGUCUAUCUUUGGUUUUGCGAUAAAAUUUGUCAAAAUUCCACAAUAGAUUAUCUUGAUCGACGACCAAUUCCCAUUUUGCAGGACUCCCGGAGCAAUGGGUGCGCAGCUCGGACGUGGGCCUUCCGAAGCCCGACGUCGUCCUUUUCUUCGCCGUCUCGCCGGAAGUAGCGGCUCAGCGGGGUGGCUUCGGCGCCGAACGUCUCGAGACGGCCACGAUGCAGCAGAAGGUGGCGGCGGUGAUGCCGACGUUGCGGGACGACACCUUCUGGCGCACUGUCAACGCCGACGGCGACCAGGAAACCGUGGCCGGCGACGUCCUUCGGAUCUACGCGGACUUGGACCGUCAGAAGCCGUUCGAGUCGCUGGAGAAAAUUUGA